This is a messenger RNA of Protobothrops mucrosquamatus (brown spotted pit viper), 610 nucleotides long. RefSeq names its product epithelial cell-transforming sequence 2 oncogene-like. Gene Ontology annotation, molecular function: protein binding. The record is from RefSeq and is a predicted model, not a curated record. Lineage: Eukaryota; Metazoa; Chordata; Lepidosauria; Squamata; Viperidae. The annotation marks the transcript as partial. The transcript is spliced from 4 exons.
AUGGGUUUCUAUGGAGAUGUGGAGAAGACCUUCAGCCAACAGUACUGGCUUUUCUCAGAAGGGAAAGAUCCACCACUUCUUAAGCUUUAUCAGGAAAGAAUCAGACUUAUAAGCCACUGGUUUGACUUGUGGACAGACAAACAACGCAAGCAAUUUCUCCUCUUGAUAUUGAACAAGUGCAGUAAAUCACAGCUGAAGUGUGCUGGAAAAUGGCUUGUAGAAAAUAUCCCACUGAGCCAUGUAGAUUUCACCACUCUGCUGCCACGUUUCAUAUCUUUAUAUAUAUUCUCCUUUCUCAGUCCAAGGGAUCUUUGUGCUGCAGCCCAAAUCAAUUGGCACUGGAAAUUUUUAACUGAACAGGACUGUCUGUGGAUGCCAAAAUGCCUUAAGUUAGGAUGGUUUCUUCCGUAUGUUCCUGAAAAGAAUGAAUAUGGCGCUUGGAAGCGUUAUUACAUUGCCUGUGCAACCAACCUGGAUUAUCUAACUCCUAGGAGAACUGCAUACCACAGGACUACCAGUGAUCUCAAAACAAAAAUUGAAGAGCAAGAAGAAAGAGGGCAAGCAAACUAUCUUCGGAAAUUUAUUCGAGGGAGACUGGCAGUACACAAAA